Micromonas pusilla CCMP1545 is the source of this 1101-nucleotide messenger RNA. RefSeq lists its product as uncharacterized. The transcript has a single exon. Gene Ontology annotation, cellular component: plasma membrane. Lineage: Eukaryota; Viridiplantae; Chlorophyta; Mamiellophyceae; Mamiellales; Mamiellaceae. Bases 1 to 1101 code for a protein of 366 amino acids. The record is from RefSeq and is a predicted model, not a curated record.
AUGGACGUCGCCGCGCUGAAGGUGGUGGAGCUCAGGGCGGAGCUGAAGAAGCGCGGGCAGCCGACGACCGGGCGGAAGGCCGAGCUCGCCGCGCGGUUGCGAGCGCACCUGGACGCGAAGGCGACGACGACGACGACGACGACGACGACGAAGGCGAAGGCGAAGGCGUCGAAAGCCGAACGCGCUCCGACCGCGCGGCCGCCGGCGCCGCGCCCGAAGCGGCGCGCGCUGCGGACGUGGGUCAAAGUCGUCGCGCCCCUUCUCGUCGCGAUCGCGCUGGAGGCGUCCCACGGUCUCCUCGAGACGUUCGUCGCGUGGCAGCACGACUACUUCGCCGUCGGGGUGGAUCCGUGUUCGGGCGCAGAGUACGACGUCGCGAUCGUCCUCGGGCACGACGUGAUGCCGAACGGCGACGUGUCCCCGCCGCUCGCCGCGCGCGUGGACGCCGGCGUGAAGUUAUUCUGCGAGGGGACGGCGAAGAAUCUUCUCUUCAGCGGCGCAUCGGGGGGCGACCCCGCGGCGACCAUCUCGGAGGCGAACGCCAUGAUGAACCACGCGCUGCGCAGGGCGAAGGCGCUCAAGUGCGAGAGGCCGACGACGCCGGCGUUUAAAGUCGACACGCGCUUGUACACUCGAGGGAGCUUCCUGUUGCGCGACAGCAAAGGGAACGAGCUGCGGAUGAGCGAGCGUCACGGCGGGUGCGAGGGGCAGGACUUGGACUCCGGGUGCGCGCCGUUUCGGUGGGUCAUGGAGGAGAGCAGCACGUCCACGCGAGAAAACGCGAUUUACGCGCUGACGGAAUGCGGGAAACGAAACUGGACGAAAGUCGCGGUGGUGACGAACCGGUUUCAUCAGUGGCGCGCGGACGGCGCGUUUCACGUGGUUCGCGUGGAGAUAUCGCCGAUCGCGAGCGGGAUGGAGAAUGACCCGUGGAUUCGGACGCGGACGAUUCGGAUACCGCGAGAGGUGGAGUCGGCGACGAUGUUUCCGCCGCUGCGAGACGGCUUCGUCGCGAGGUUCAGGGAGCUCUGGAGGGCGCAGUACAACGUCGCGCGGGAGGUGGCCGCGAUCGCAAAAUACAAUCUGUGGCGGUGGGUGUAG